CUCUGCAAUCAGUGUACAUUAAUUCCGAAUUUGCCCGUUGAUGGAGACUGAAACUGAGAGAGGCGGUGCAUGCAUGUGGAAAAAGGUCCCUUAUGAUUUUGUCCCCACCUAAUAUCAUUCCCUGUUAUGCUAUAGUUACGAGCAUGUCCAGGCCACCAGCCUCUGAACUAUUAGGAGUAUUAAAACAAGAUUUACAAUUCAGCAGAAGAAAAGAAAAGCCAUGAGUAGAUUUCGAAAAAAGGUGCACCCAACAAUAUUUUUUCAUUUAGUCAAUGCAUGGAAACCACUUCAAAUGCUCUUCAUCACUCAUUUCCACACAAGUCAAGAGAACUAAGUCCACAACACUACACAAAUGAAAUCUCACUGUAACCAUUUGCAGAAAUCAGUGCCACUUACAUUAAUUUCUAUAACAUAUGUACACAUAUAUGAUAUAUAUGUAUGCAUAUAUCAUACAAUACAGAGGAGAGUGCCCUCAUCCCUUCUUUCAUAUAUAGAACAACCCAGAAUCUUUUAGUCAUCCAUAAAUUUAUUUCAAUUGUUUAUUUCUUCAUUACUGGUCAAGGUAGUAUAUGAAAGUUUCAGUAGCAGCUAAUUUUCACCAACAGCAAAUUCUUCAUCCAGAAGCUGAAAUCAGUUUUCCCUUUUCUGGUUUGUGAACAUAUUUCUAAGUACCUGCAAUUGGCCUUUGUCGGAUCAGUCACAUACAAGUACAAUGACAGUCAUCAACAUUAACAUAACUUCUGCAACUUGACAAAGCUAGCGCUUAUAUGUUUCCAUCGUCUCAGGCCUAUCAAUUAGGACAAUCUUAUUAACAGAAAACUCGACUGAGCACUUGAAAAACUUAAUACAUUUUCAAUCGGAAACUAUUUCCACAGCACAAAUAUGAUCAGUAAAGCUACUGUUAAUGCUAAGAAUAUGCACUUUAAUGCCGAGAAUUUGUGAAUAUGAUAGCUUACUGGCGGUGCGGCGUCGUUCCUGGCUUGACGUGACUCCUCCGCCUCGGCGGCGAGUUGGUGUAGCUUUUGCCGGCGAAUUUGCAAAAACAGGUCCUAUAAGACUGUAAUUGAUUUGAUACGCAUUAUUUUCAUGUGUCUACUCUUCGCCAUUGUUGUCUUUUGCGAAUCAAUCGAAGGAACUUUGAAAUUCUGAAACAUGGACAUUGAGCAGAAGCAAGCGGAGCAUAUACACUACUUCGUGAAGAAGGCGUCGAGCCUCAAGGGCUCAGCUCUGUCAAACGUCGUCGUUGAGGCCACUUUCCACCCUUUCUUAUUCGCUUUCUCCGAGAUUCUAUCCGUUCCUAACGUACUCGAGCUUGAAGGAACUGAGAACAGUUCAUUACUUGAGUUGCUUCGCAUAUUUGCACAUGGAACAUGGAGUGAAUAUAAGAGUGUUGCGAGUCAUCUUCCACAAUUGAUUCCCGAUCAAGUUCUCAAAUUGAAGCAGCUGACUGUGCUCACUCUGGCUGAGACAAACAAGGUAUUGCCAUAUGAUACACUGAUGAAGGAGAUAGAUGUUAACAAUGUACGUGAAUUGGAAGAUUUUCUGAUUAACGACUGCAUAUAUGUGGGGAUUAUCAGAGGAAAGCUGGACCAGUUCCGCAGAUGCCUUGAGGUGCACUUUGCUGCAGGAAGGGAUCUUAAGCCAAGACAUUUAGUUAGCAUGAUUCAAACUCUAGCAAACUGGCUAUCUACAUCAGAAAGCCUCCUUGGCUCAAUCCAAGAGAAGAUAAAAUUGGCAGAUACUAUGAAUGAAAUUGACAAGAAGCACAAGAAGGAAGUUGAGGAAAAAGUGGAUGAAGUGAAGAAAACACUAUCUUUGAAGGCCAAUGCCAAGUACAGAGGGUACUAUGAGGAACUCUAUUUUGAGCAUGACAGAGUGAUGGGCUCUGAGGAAAACCGUAGUAUCCGAUACAAAAGGUAG
This is a messenger RNA of Striga asiatica, 1920 nucleotides long. NCBI's taxonomy places the organism in Eukaryota, Viridiplantae, Streptophyta, Magnoliopsida, Lamiales, Orobanchaceae. The record is from the annotation of a GenBank genome assembly.